AAACACACGUGCAGUUCGACUUUUAAAUUUUAAUUUAUUUUUAAAAUAAUAAAUGUUUAAUUAUUAUUUGAAAUAAAAAAUUAUUUGUAAAAGUCAUAAUGUCGAGCUCUUCUGACAGCGACUAUGACGUCGAGCAAUACGUAAAGCCAACACGCGUAAGGCGAACUGUAAAUGAUGACACCGCCGAUUUGUUAGGAAAUUUUGACGAUGAAAAACGUAAACAAAUAUGCGAUGGCACCUAUGAAGAAAAACAUUCUGAAGGUGAACAAUCAAUGUCUGAAGAUGAAGAUAAUGAGACAAUAGAUGAAAAUGCUGUAAAUAACAAAUCUACUAGUGAUAAUGAAGUGGAUUCUGCGACGGAUCCUAGUUCUAAACAGAAUGGUGGCUUGUCCAAAGAGCAGCUACAAUCAUUGCUACGUGGUGCCUCCAAAGUGAAUCGACACGUGCUCUAUGUAACGAAUUUAAAUUUUGAUACAACAAAAGAGGAUCUGGAAGCGUACUUUAGCACAGCAGGCACAGUUAAAUCAGUACGAAUACCAAAAAAACGACGCGGUGGGUUUGCAUUCGUGGAAAUGUUGGAUAUUGAAGGGUUCCAGCGUGGUUUCCAGUUGCACAACAGUGAAUUGCAUGGGCGAAAUAUAAAAGUGCAAAUAUCUGAAGGUGGAAAGAAGAAAUCAGCCAACAAGAAAAAUAUAAUUAAACAGAAAAAUCGUAAAUUGGCCGAAAUGCGUAAUGAGCAAAAAACUUUUACGAAGAGUGGUAAAUUCUAUGACAAGGAUCUGAAAAAAGAAAAGGCCAAGGAACUCUUAGCACGAAAACGUUGGCGUAAGAAGCCAAUGAAUGGAAGUGCGAAAACUUAAUACAA
Messenger RNA from Teleopsis dalmanni, 865 nucleotides. RefSeq names its product polyadenylate-binding protein 2-like. Bases 99 to 860 code for a protein of 253 amino acids. The transcript has a single exon. Gene Ontology annotation, molecular function: RNA binding. Lineage: Eukaryota; Metazoa; Arthropoda; Insecta; Diptera; Diopsidae. The record is from RefSeq and is a predicted model, not a curated record.